This is a messenger RNA of Trichomonas vaginalis G3, 4980 nucleotides long. RefSeq names its product A-type inclusion protein-related family. Bases 1 to 4980 code for a protein of 1659 amino acids. NCBI's taxonomy places the organism in Eukaryota, Parabasalia, Trichomonadida, Trichomonadidae. The record is from RefSeq and is a predicted model, not a curated record. The transcript has a single exon.
AUGACAACGGAAGGGCUGGAAAAUCUUAUCCAGGACCCCGACGUUUUUGCACUUGGAAUCGACUCUGGGCCUAUUAAAGAAGUUCUCGUAGAAAUUGCUCAAAGAGUUGAUUCUUUGCAGAUGAAAUUGCAAAAACAGCAAAAUCCGCAGAAUAGUUUUGAUAAUGAUGAAAUAAGAGAUAUUAAUAUUCGAUUAAAUGAGCUUUCCAAAGCGCAACAACAACAAAAUACAGACUUUACAAAUGAAGUUCAUGAAUUAAAGCAAUUCUUUAAUUAUCAAAUGAAAGAUUUACGUGAAACAUUCGACAAAUCUGAAAAAGCUCUUAACGAUCGUAUUUCAGGCAUCCAAAUACCAACACCAACCAUAAUUCAAACUCAAUCUAAACCUUCUGAACCAGUUGUUCAAUAUGUUCCUCAAACAAUCGUUCAAGAAGUUGCUCCUAAGGAUGAUGGUGUUCAAAUGAAGAAGUUAACAUAUGAUGUUCAGGCACUUAAAGAAAGAAUUGACUCAUUAAUCUCAACAAUCAAUCUUUUGAAAGAAGAACGAACAAUGCCAUCCGUUAAAAUUGAUCAGAUACCAACCGAUGAUACUUAUCAAGAAAAAAUACCAACACCAAAGUUAGAUACAAUUAAAAAUCAAGAUAUCGUUCCACCAGCAAAUGAUUUAGUACUUACUCCAAUCAACCAAGUUGAAGAACGCUCACAACCCCCUCCUAAAGUUGAAAUAAGUGACGUUCCUCAAUCAGAAACAACAGAUCCAAAUAUUACUGACUUAUAUUCCAAACUUUCAGCACUUUCUCAUGAUGUAAUAAAUAACAGAGAUAAAAUAUCUACAAUUACAAAGACAACAAAUAAAAUUAUCGUGGAAUUUGAAAAUCAACACCAAGAAUUUGUCAAAGCACAGCAUGCAAACUCUACCAUUACAGAAAAUAUCGAUAAGCUUCACCAGAAGACCUCAGAGAUUGGAUAUGAAUCCGAUAAAAAGACUACAAACUUGAAAUCAAUUAUUGAUGACAUUGUAACUAAAAUGGAUAAGCAAAUUGAACAAAUUAGGACAUUAUCUAAGACACCAACCAUCGAACCAAUAGCUCUUCCUGACUUUGACAAACUUUUCAAUGAUAUGAAAGGAAAUGUUCAAGAAGUCAUUAAUGAAAACGAUACAAACUACAGGAAACAAUUUAAUUAUCUCAAAAACGAGCUAACGAGCCUCAAAGUUGCUUUGAAAGAUGUAUCAAAUAAAGAUAUCCAAAUUAAAGAGACAACUCCACCUCCAGAGAUGGCACCACCCCCAACAAUUAAGGCUGUAGAGGUCCCCGUUGAAGUUCCUCAGGUCAAAGAACCUGAACCUCCACAAGAAAUAAUUGAAAGUCCUAAAUCUUCACCAAAAGUGGCCACAUUUACAACAGCGCCACCUGUAACCAAAGUAGAAGAGGAAGAAGAGCAGCCUCCUGUGAUUGUUGAAUCUCCUAUUCGAUCUCAUGUUCCUUCAUCUCGAAAAGUGUACAAUCACGCCGAAAUACAGACAGAUCCAGCCGAGCUCGAGCCAAUACCUGUCGAAAGAGUCUCAUUUGGCACUCCUAUCAUCAUGUCCAUGCCAAAUUCGAUUCAGACCCAAUUCAUUAUCGACAGAUCUCCAGCGCCGAUCACCUAUUGUCGACCAUUUAUCCGUAGCAACAGUGUUAAACUUGUUACAGUACGUACUAACACUCCAAAGUACAAAGAAGGCGAUACAAAACCAUUAAAACCAAAUAAAGGUGUUGCAGAAGUAGUUUCAGAGACCGUUGUUUCAAACGAACAAGUUGUUGAUGAAGCAGAACCAAUAGAGAACGUCAGCGUUGGUGUUUCUCCUGUUCCUUCCCGUCAUUCCGCAUCUGUCACUCCUCGUGUGAAAUUCACCGAUUCAGCCACAGAAUCAUCGACAAAAACUGUUCCUAUGUACAAAGAUUACGUUGAUAUUGACAUUCAAACAGACAUUUCUGUUUAUUCAUCAAUGGGAACAACACCAAUACCAUCCAGACAACACACGGCAACAAAAGAAACACGACAAGAACAAAUCCUUCCACCACCACAACCUGUUCAACAACCUGUUCAACAAACACAAACAAAAGAACCAUUACCAACAAUUGAUUCCGAUCCUGAAACGAAAUUUGUCAAAGUUGAACAAGAAAAGAAACCAGAGAUGCCAAACUAUUCAAAUAUAGAUCAUCCUGAUAUGGCAUAUAUGGAACAAUAUGAUACACAUGCAGAGAAAUACAUUGAACCGAAGAAAUCAAGUAAUUUGUUACAGUUCAAUCGUAGUAAUUCAAUACAAUAUUUAGUUCUUAAACAUGAUUUGAUAAAAGAAGAGAAAAUAUCAAUGCAAAAAUCAAUGUCAUUGGAAAGAAUGUUGAAUUUGAACAUUGUUGGUCAAUCUCUUCCUAGUCAAAACAUUAUAAUUAAUGCUGAUCCAAAGGAUGGAUUUACUAAAGAAGACCAAGAUGAAUUAGUUAAGAGAUUAACAGCAGCAUCAAAUCCAAAGAGAUUAGAUAAAUUCGAACAAUUAUUGGCACAGUAUCAUGAUGAAGUUUCUGAAUUAGAAAGUAAAAUUUCGAUGUUACCAUUUGGAACAGAUAAAAAGAUUAUGGAUAUCGAACAGAUCUUGAACAGAUGGAUAGGAAAUGUCCAAAUGAUACAUAGAAGAGUUAAUGAAUUAUCAGAUACAAUGGCUGAUGUUCCGAAGAAGAAAACAAUGUUCGUGUCAAUGGUCGAACAAAAAGAUGGAAUGAUUUCAAUUCCUCCGUCACAAAAAGUGGAAGUUCCUAUUGACACAAAGACAGAAACAACAACAUCAGCAGUCAUGGAACCAGAAAUUGUUAUACAAAUGAAGAGACAAGUGUCAACAGGUGAAAAGAGGAAACCUCCGGAGCUAAAAUUAUCAUUUGCAAAUAACGAGAUGUUGAAUCAAGCUCCAAAACAACAACCUCAACAAAAACAGUUCGCAAACACAUUCGAAUUGGAUGUAAGACCUGAAGAUGCAAUGAUUGGAAAAGGUACUAUAUCAGAACAAUUCCAGAAAUGCAAUGAAAGAAUAGAAGCUCUUAAAUUGGUCGUAACAAAAUUCGAAAAUGAUUUAUAUCACAUAGAACAUGAAGUACAAGAAAUGAAAGCUUCUCAGCCUGACGCAGAAACAUUGAAACCAAUCAUUGAACACCAUUACCAUCACGCAAGACGUAGCCAUUCUACUGAUAGCUCAAAGAAGGAUAAAAACACUGCUUUGGGUGAUUCAAAUCCAUCUUCUGUAACUCAGUCAAUGGAAAACCCGCCAAAUCCAGAUUCAGAAGAAAAAGAAAAACAAAAUGAAGAAAAACCAAACGAAGAAGAAGAAGAGGAAAAGAAGGAAGAAAAGACUGAAGAAAAGAAGGAUGAAAAUAAACCAGAUAUGGGAGAAAGGCCACAUUCACCAGAAAAACCAAAGACACCUCCCAAAUUAGAACCUGCAGAAAUAUUGACAUCUGAUGAAAAGAAUAUGCUCGUUUAUAAGAUACAAUUCGCUCCUUACUUCUUUAUCGACCAAAAACCGCCGGAACAGACCAAAUCUCAAGAAAAAAAUGUCGCUUCUAUGGUCGCUGCUUUGGAUACUGAGAAUAUAACUAUACCAAGAUACGAUGAACAGAUCAGAAUCAUGAGAGAUGCUUUGGUUGACUUAAGAACGAAUCUUCAACUUAUUAGACAAAGAUAUGAUGAAAGAAUCAACCAAAUCACCACCCAACAGAUAGAAAUGAACAAGACAGGUGAUAAUGCUGCUGAUUCUGCUGCUCUUAUGAGUCUGAAGAAAAAUGUUGAUGAAAAAUUUGACGACUUCGAAGGCCAAUUCAAAUUCUUGAGGCAGGAGAUGUAUGAAUUCAUGAAAGACAGGCCAGAGAGAAUCAUUGAGAAGGUUAAAGAGGUUGUUGUUAAAAAUGAAUCAGAUAAAAAGGAAAAGAAAGAAGUUACGAAGAAGAAACAUGAAAAGAAAGAGAAGCCACCACCACCUCCACCCCCUCCACCACCAGAAUUAGAUGUAGAUUUCUCAAUUAAAAAGACAAAGAAAUUAAUUGGCAACAUAGAGUCACCGAGAGUGUUUAAAGUUAAUCAUUUAGAAACACUGAGCUCGCCAGAUGACUCAACAGAUGAUUCUGAAGUCAUUAUUGACGAAGAUAAUAAUCCUAUCAACAUUGGAGGCUCAAGGAGAUCAAGUUUCAGACCAAAACAAAGCAGUGCUGAUGAUACAAGCGCAACAUCGGACUCAGAAGAGCCAGAAUCAAGUGAUUUACCAACAAGAGAUGAUUCCAAGGAUCAAUCUUCCAGAACAGAAGGAAAUACAGCAAGAAAAGAAGAUGGACAUUACGUACCACAAUUAAUUGACGAGGUUUCAGUUUACAAUGCCUUACCAAAGAGUGAUUAUACAGAUAAAUUAGUUCCAAUGAUGGUGAAAAUGAGAGAUGAGCUUAAGACUUAUAUAGACAAAGUAUCAUCAAGGAACGGGAAGCUUGAAAAGGUCGUCAGAGAUAAAUGUGCUAAAGAUUAUGUUGAAUCUUUCUUCAGAAAGAUGAGAGUAAUUAUCCAGGCAACACAUGAAAAGGUUAAAACAGUUGUCGAUGCAUUACCUCAAAGAAUUACUCGAACAGAGCUUGAAGAAAGAUUACAAAAUCUUGCAGCUCCUUCCAUCGAAAAAGAAGCAUAUGCAGCACAAUCUAACACAGCUUAUUCAAGAUGCCUGUUCUGCGGCUCUAAAUUACCACCAGGAAGAACUGAUUUAGGAAAUCCAGAAGCAAAUGGAGGAAAACCAAUUCCUCCAAGAUCAAAUAUAGUCAACAACGAGAAAGGCGUUGUCUAUAAAGGAAGACAGUCUGUUGGAUCUAUCCCUACAAUGGCUCCUUUGCCUCCAAUUGGAACAAAACCAAAAUCUCCUACAUCUCAGUCAGUUAAAGAAGAAGCUAACGAUUUGCUUCCAAAAUUGUAA